Aureococcus anophagefferens is the source of this 153-nucleotide messenger RNA. RefSeq lists its product as hypothetical. The transcript has a single exon. Gene Ontology annotation, molecular function: GTPase activator activity. NCBI's taxonomy places the organism in Eukaryota, Pelagophyceae, Pelagomonadales, Pelagomonadaceae. The record is from RefSeq and is a predicted model, not a curated record. Gene Ontology annotation, biological process: COPI coating of Golgi vesicle. The annotation marks the transcript as partial.
AACGCGCGCUGCUUCGACUGCGACGCGUCGGCCACGGUGGAUCCCUGGGUCUCGCUCAACCACGGCACCUACCUCUGCAUCAACUGCGCCGGCGUCCACCGGAGCCUCGGCGUGCACAUCUCCUACGUGCGCUCGCUGAACCUCGACGCCGUC